Molecule: messenger RNA, 1619 nt
Organism: Sinocyclocheilus rhinocerous
Lineage: Eukaryota; Metazoa; Chordata; Actinopteri; Cypriniformes; Cyprinidae
Product: E3 ubiquitin/ISG15 ligase TRIM25-like
Exons: 5
Coding region: 176-1414 (412 amino acids)
Molecular function (GO): zinc ion binding
Source: RefSeq, a predicted model, not a curated record
UUUGGGGUGACAUAUGACCUAGAGUCAUUUUUUGUGAGCUGCACAAAUUCUUGCCAGAACACUUAACAAUGCACCGAGUUUAACACUGCAGGCAGCUCCGUGUUUUCUGACAUGCGCAGUUGUUGUGCAGAGCAGCUCUUCAGCCCCUCCCCCUCCUGUCAGACUCGGUGGUCACAUGACUCACUUCCUGCAUAAACAAAGCUUGCCUGGGCUUCAUUCUGCCACUGGGUUGGACGGCAAGAUUCAUUUUAAAAUGGCGCAAGCUGGGGUUUUCCUGGAGCACGACCAGUUCAACUGUUCCAUAUGUCUGGAUGUCUUAAAGGACCCUGUGACUAUUCCAUGUGGACACAGUUAUUGUAAAGGCUGCAUUAAAGGCUACUGGGACCAGGACGACUGUCUGGGGAGUUAUGGCUGUCCUCAGUGCAGGCAGAGCUUCGCUCCCAGACCUGUGCUGGGCAGGAACACAAUGCUGGCAGAUGUGGUGGAGAAACUGAAGAAGACAGAGCUGCAUGCUGGACCGACAGCGUCUGAUCCGACCCAAGCCGAACCCGGGGAUGUGGAGUGUGAUGUUUGCUCUGGGAUGAAAAACAAAGCCUUUAAAUCCUGCCUGGUCUGUCUGGUGUCUUACUGCGAGACCCACCUUCAACCCCACUACGAGUCUCCUGCCUUUCAGAAACACAGGCUGGUCUCUCCUUCAAAGAAGAUACAAGAACAGCUCUGCUCUCGCCACGAGAAACUCCUGGAGGUGUUUUGCCGCACAGAUCAGCAGUGUAUUUGUUAUCUUUGUUUAACGGACGAACACAAAGGACAUGACACUGCUCUAGCUACAACAGUAAUGAAUGAGAAAAGGAAUGCUCUGGUGGAGAUGCAGAGGAUUUCCCAGCAGAGGAUUCAGGAGAAAGAGAAGGAGCUGGUCGACCUGAGAGAGGCUACACAGAUACUCACUCUCUCCGCACAGACGGCCCUCGAGGAGAGCGAGCGCAUCUUCACAGAGCUGGUGUGCUCCAUAGAGCGCCGGCGCGCUGAAGUGACGGAGCUGAUCCGGGGUCAGGAGAGGGCGGCAGUGAGCCAAACUGAAGCACUCCUUCAACAACUGGAGCAGGAGAUAACAGAGCUGAAGAAAAGACAUGCUGAAUUAGGAGAGCUCUCGCAGACCGAGGACCAUAUCGCCUUCCUUCAGAACUGCAGGUCUCUGUGUGCUCAGCCUGUGCCUGUUGACUUGCCAAACAUUACCUCUGACCCAAACUUUGGGAGCAUGAUGACGGCACUAACAGAGUUCCAGGCUCUCCUCGAGGACGUCUGCCAGGGAGCAUUGGUCAAUAUCUCCGAGAAAGUGAAUGACGUUACUAUUAUUCAGAGCACCAAACCAAAGACAGAUUCAGAUUCUAAUGCAGGUAGGAGUCCAUCAAAUUAAAAAUGCAUUAAAUUAAGUCUAGCAUGUACAAACCUAGGGAGCAUUUUUGAACCACCAUUUUUGGUUCCACGAAGAACCUUUCAGCGAUCAGUUCUUAAAAGAGCCAUUAUUGUCUUAGUUUUUUGAUAUUUGUGAUGCUGUUUUAGUUCACCAAAACAAGGUGUCAUAAUUGCCUACAUUUUGCAGCCAUUUAAUCUCGAGCGCA